CUCAGGUAUGGAUACAAACGUUACUUGAGUUACCUGAUCAGGCGAAGAAAAUCGUCGCCUCAGACUGCAAUAAACUCCUCUGCUGUGCAGUCAGCUGUUGUUUCUGCAGGCCAAGGCGGCGAUCCUGUAGGACUCGCAGUUUGGCAGGCCGUGAGUGGGAUCCAUGUCAAUGCGCUCCGGUGUCAUCAGCAUUUUCUCCAGACCGGCGUCGUCUUCUUUCACCCUCCGUCGUCUCAUCAGCAGCCACGCCCAGCUGCGCACUCCCCCAUUCUGGGUCCGGCUGAGUUCGAACUCCGCCAUGGCUACCGGCCAGAGCACGGUGGAUGCUGGCGAUGUGUCCCAGGUCCCAGCGCCUCGGGCGAAUGGCCACAAGCAGCCCGGGAAGCGGCCGUUCCAGGGGCAUCACCGCGGGCCAGCUAAGCACAGGAGAAAGGAGAAGACCGCGCAGGAGGGGUCUCAUGACGAGGUGCUUCUCGCAGACGUGCAAGCCCUGCUCGCUUCUCAGAAGAUUGCCGACGAAGCUGAGAAUGGGGCCGCGGAGGAGGCUGUCGCCCUGCCCGAGGAGGGCUCCGAGAUUGAGCUCGAGGUCGUCGAGUUGUCGUCGACGGGGGAUGGGUUGGCCAAGCAGCGGGGGUCUGACCACAUCUAUGUCGUGCCGUUCUCCAUCCCCGGAGACACGGUCAAGGCCAAGGUGCACCGCCACAACCGGGACGACGGCUACACUGCCGCCGACUUCAUCUCGGUCGUCAAGCCGUCUCCCCUCCGCGACGACGCCCGCAUCCAGUGCCGCUACUUCGCCAAGUGCUCCGGCUGCCAGUUCCAGAUGCUGGACUACGCCGAGCAGCUCAGGAUCAAGAGGAACAUCGUCGUCAAGGCCUACCGCAACUUCUCGCAGCUGCCGCCCGAGCUCGUGCCCGAGGUCCUCGACACCAUCGGCAGCCCGCUGCAGUACGGCUACCGCACCAAGCUCACGCCCCACUUCGACGGGCCCAAGGGCAAUCCGCGGCGGGGGCCCAAGAAGGCCCAUCAGGAGAUGCCGCCUUUCGGCUUCACGCCGAAAAACACGCGCCAGGUGAUGGACAUCGAGGACUGCCCGAUCGCCACGGAGGCGGUGCGCAAGGGGCUGGCCGACGAGCGCGCGCGCCUGGCCGUCGAAUACGGCAAGUACACCAAAGGAGCGACUAUUCUGCUCCGGGAGAGCACCAAGCGCGUGCCCAAGGCCUCUCCUACCGACACCACCGAACCGCCAGAGGGCACGCCCUCGACGGCGCUGCGCGUCGAGACCGACACGCACACCGACUUCAAGACGUGCAUCACCGACCAGAACGCCACCAGCACCGAGUACAUCGACUCGUUCGUCUUCACCAACCCGGCCGGCGCCUUCUUCCAGAACAACAACUCCAUCCUGUCCCCCUUCACCGCCUACAUCCGGUCGCACAUCCUCCCGCCGGCCGAUCCCAGUGCCGCCAAGCCGCCGAAAAAACCAAUCCGCUACCUGAUCGACGCCUACUCGGGCUCGGGCCUGUUCACCAUCACGCAGGCGGCGCUCUUCCCGGGCGGCAGCAUCGGCAUCGACAUCGCGGAGAAGUCGAUCGCGUUCGCGCGGCGCAACGCGGCGCUCAACGGCCUGCGCGAGGACCAGUGCCGCUUCAUCGCCGCCGACGCGCCGCAGCUGUUCCGCAGCGUCAGCGCCUACGACCCGGACGAGACCGUCGUCGUGCUCGACCCGCCCCGCAAGGGCUGCGACGCCGGCUUCCUGCGCCAGCUGCUGCGCUUCGCCCCGCGCCGCGUCGUCUACGUCAGCUGCAACGUGCACACGCAGGCGCGGGACGUCGGCGUGUUGGUCCGCGGGCUGGAGGGGGAAGGCGAAGGGGAAGGGGAAGGGAAAGGGCAGAAUGGUGGGGAGGGGGACAAAAAGGGAGGAGGGGCGAGGUACGAGAUUGAGAGUAUCAGGGGGUUUGACUUCUUCCCGCAAACGGGGCACGUGGAGGGCGUGGCGAUUUUGAAUCGGGUGGAUGCUUAAAGAGUAAAAGAGACAAAUAGACGAUGAGGUGCGCAGGCGCAGCUGCAUUAUAAGCUCUACCGUGGUGGUGAUAUCAAUUUCAAGGACUGUUCGAGAAGACUACAGCCCAGAAGGCAUGCCACCCAACACCCGCCCGUGCGUGUAAGGAAAGGGGUAUCGAUGGAUCUAGGUAUCUAUGUGAAAAAAAGAGAAGCAAGGCGCACUGGAUAAGAGGAACACUCCCAGGUCACACGGUUUUCUUCCCGACCCUCG
Molecule: messenger RNA, 2275 nt
Organism: Thermothielavioides terrestris NRRL 8126
Lineage: Eukaryota; Fungi; Ascomycota; Sordariomycetes; Sordariales; Chaetomiaceae
Exons: 1
Coding region: 299-2023 (574 amino acids)
Biological process (GO): 7-methylguanosine RNA capping; tRNA processing; RNA methylation
Molecular function (GO): tRNA (uracil(54)-C5)-methyltransferase activity, S-adenosyl methionine-dependent
Source: RefSeq, a predicted model, not a curated record